Astrephomene gubernaculifera is the source of this 4190-nucleotide messenger RNA. The record is from the annotation of a GenBank genome assembly. Lineage: Eukaryota; Viridiplantae; Chlorophyta; Chlorophyceae; Chlamydomonadales; Astrephomenaceae.
GUCAAGGCGGGGGCUGAUGCUGUCAAAGCGGCACUGGCGGCAUCCCCGCCGGCUGUUCUGGAGGCUGCACUCCGCUCCCUGGUGCUCCAAGCAAGCAAGCAGCAGCAGCAGCAGCUAGCUUCCCCUCAUGGCGCGUUCGCCUCUUCUGCCUCCGCCGCUGCCGCCGCCGGCAGAGUAAGUGACCAGGAGGCGCAUGCGCCUGCCUACCCCUAUCGGGAAAACAGUGGCCUUGUAGCGGCGCCUUCUGCCGCCGUCGUGGCACCCCCUGCGGAGGUGGAACCGUCGACAGCACCCGCAGCCACCGCCGCAGCCUCCGCCGCCGGCCCCCUCAUGACAUCUUCCUCGCUGCGUGCCGCUGCGACCCUCAGCGCCGCCCUCACCACCUGGGAGGCCCUGCUGGUGGGCGGGCAACAGCAACAAGGACAACAUCCCCUGGCAACCCCUCCUCCUCCUCCUGAUGGCGAUGGGGAGCUGUUGGCGGGUCUGGUGUCGCUGGUGGGCGCAUGCAGGCGCCGUCUGCUGCCGCCGGAGAGAGCCCCCGCACCCGCAGUGGUUGAGGAGGAUGCAACAGCCCCGGUAGAAUCCCCAGCAGCAGCAGUAGCAGUAGCUUCCUCCCUGCAGGAGGCCCCCUGGCAGUGGGCUCCGCGGCUCAGCCAGCACGGGGCCGCCAUGGAGGCGGUGUGGGCGGCACUGGGGCCCGCCACACAGCUGCUGCUGCUGGAAGGGAGGGUGGCAGAAGCAGGCAGCGUUGACAGCGACGGCAAGCGUAUGUUGCAGCAGCACUGCCAGCAGCAGCAGGGGCAGUUGUUGUUAUCGGAAUUGUGCCGACUCGCCUCCGCAUCGUUGUUCGGCGGCAUUGGUGCUGGCGGCAGCGGCAGUGGUGCUGUCAGCAGCAGCGGCAGCAGCAGUGCUCUUCACAGGGAUGGAGGGCAUGUGGCCCCCCCAGCGGCGGCGGUGGAGGAGAAGGAGGGCUCUGAUGCGGUUCCCAACGGACAAGUCCAGGUGGGUGCGGACCCCACGGAAGCUGCCAGCCACAGCGGCCCUAACAGCACUAGCAACACACUUGCCAGUAGCAGCACCCCCAGUAGCAGCAACAACUCCAUUAGCAGCACCAGCACCAGCAGCGGGGCCCCCAACGCCCCCAGUGAGCCCGACAAGCUGCUGGCGCUGCUCCGAGCGCACCAGGUGCUGCGGCGGAGGCUGGGGGCAGGCGAGUUUGAGGGUGCCGGGGAUGUUAUUGUACGACAGCAGCGGGAACUACGGCAGCAGCAACAACAGGAGCAACGGCAGGGGCAGGGUUACCGUGAGAUCAAGGAGGUCCAAGUACAAGACAUGAUGGGCACCGCGGGGAAAGGGGGAGGAGUGGUUGACAUCAACGGUCACCGGUACGACAGCAGCAGCAGCAGCGGUUGGUUAGGCAGCAAGGCUAGUAUUAUUCAUCCAAAUAUAGGCACGCGUAGUAGCAUGGGCAGCAGCCAGAUAGCUGCUAGUGGAAUGGCACCUCCUGCCGCCACCACCGCUGCCACCACCACCACCACCACCACCAGCAGCAGCAACGAGGGGACGGGUGGCUGCUGGGAGUUGCUGGCGCUGGAUCGAGUGGUGCUGUCGUCCACUCAGACGUUCCUGCGCUCCUGGCUGCGAGGCCAGCCGGGUGCGACCGAGGCUGCUGCUGCCGCUGCGGAUGCACCUCACCCCGCCUCCCUGGACAAGGACGCGGCGGGCUCCGACAGCAGCAGUGGCCCCAGCAGCAGCAGCUCCUCCUCCUCCUCCUCCCCAGCCGCCCUCAGCCUGUCUGACUCCGUGCAGCUCACGGUGGGCCUGGCUCGUAACGGCUGCCGCGACUGGCACCUGCUGUGGAGGCUGCUCAGACACCAGGCAGCGGAGGCGGAGGUGGCGACAUCCACGUCAGCGCGUGGGGUGCGGCUAGCAGUAGCAGCAGCAGCCUUUUCGGAACCCCAGGGCGAUUCCUCCUUAGCUGCGGAGGCUAGGGCGGCCGCGGAGAUGGCGGCGGCGGCGCAAGAGUCGUCGUCGUCGUCGCCACCGGAGGCCACACUCGCCUCCGCAGCACCAGGAGCAGCACCAGCAGCAGCAGCAGCAGCUCAAGGGGGCAUGCGCCGCCGCCGUCUGCGCCUGCAUGCCGCUGCGGCGGUUGCUGCGGCCCUGCAGCACAGCAGCCCGGAGGAGCUGCGAGGCACCUGCUGGCCCCGCACCGCCGUCAAGCUGGCGGCAGCGCUAGCUGACGUCAGCAGCCAUCAGCGCAUCCAGCCGCUUUCGCCGCCGCUGACGCAGCAUACUCCACUGGAAGACGCGCAUACCAACAACAGUGCCCGAGGCAUGUCGUACCAAGAGGCAAGUACGGCAGUGGCGGCGGCGGCGGAGCGGUUGCUGCUGCUGCAUGACGUGGACUGCUUGCCAGCUGACGUGGAGUACGUCGCGACGUGGGUCCGGAGCGCCGCUGCACUGGCGGAGGUGGCCUCGCCUGUUGACGAUGCCGCGACCCAGGCGACGACGGCGCGCCCCUCAGGGCACCGCAUCUCCUCCCCCCGCGACACUGACGUUGACGCGGGCGACGCCGGCGGCGGUGUCACUCUAGGAACGGGGACUGAGCAGCUCGCGGCCUCAGCACGUCAGCUGCUCCUUCGCGCCGCCACACAGCUGCGGUCCCCACCACAGCCGCCGUCGUCCCAACCGCCGCCACCCUCCUCCGACAUCCGCUCCAACCGCCGACAACGGGGAAGUCGCGAGGGCGCCGCCUCUCCUCCCACCAGUUCAGAUGUGGGUGCUGCAAGCUCCCUCCCUUCCCGGCCCCUAGCAUCAUCAUCAUCAUCAUCGGCAGCAGCAGCAGCAGCGGCCCAUCUGGAGCUCCUAGCCACCUGUGCGGCGGCUCCGGCGGGAUGGGUGCCGCCGGAGGUGGUGGAUGGCUGCUUGGCGGCGUUUGUGGACGGGGCUGCCACCGCCGCCGCCGCUGUGUCACGUUCGCCGCCGCCGCCCCGCACCUUCUGUCACCCAGCCGCCAGUGUUGUUGGAGGCAGCAGCAGCAGCAGCAGCAGUGGCAGCACUCAGGAGCGGUGUAACAGCGGUGUGGGGCUGCAGGCUGUGGGGGUGCUGCGAGCGCUGGCGACGUUGCGCUACAUCCCGGACGCCCGGCUGCUGCUGCCUGUGCUGGAGGCGGUGACGGAGGCCGCUGGGGCAACAAGGCAGGGGCCAGCGGCGGCACUGACUACGCGCCCUUGGAGGCUGGCGGCAGGAGAGGCAGGUGGUUCUUUCCCUGCAGCACCGCGAGAGCAGCAGCAGCAGCCCCUGCAGCAGCAGCAGCAGCCCACCGCCCUGCCGUUGGGGUCGCUGGUGGCGGCCACCACCGCGGCGGCGGAGCUGGCGGAGGCGGCGGCGGAGGUGGCGGAGGCGGCGGCGGAGGUGGCGGAGGCGGGCUGGGACGCGGCGGCGGUGCUGCUGGCGGCUGCCGUACAGCUGCGUGACCUGACGGAGGGGGCACUGCUGGCGGCGGCGGCGGAGGUGAAACAGCCGCAGGAGAUGGGGAGCGCUCCCCCCUCCCUGCCCGACCUAGCCGCCCUGUGCGCCUCCCUCGCCCCCCUGGAGCUCCUGUACCCCCGCCUGAUCACCGCAGCUGUACGACACAGCUUAACCCGCAUGCGGCCGCCGUACGCACUGCCGUACACAAGCCCUCAAGCAGCAGCCCAGCCCUCGGACUCCCCAUGCCUUCCGCAACCCCCUCACCAUCAGCCGCACCAGCACUUGCAACCUCCUCUUCCACAUCUUCACAGCAGCAACAGCAACAGCCCCCUCACCGCCACCUCCUCCUCCACCUCCGCCGCCAGCCCAGCUGACGCCGCGGCCGCCUGCCAGCUGCUGCACCUCGCGGCCCAGUCGCAGCUGGCGCCUGCAGCCGCCGGCACCGCCGCCGCAGUCGCUCGCGCUCGCCGUGUCGCAUUCCUCGUACGACACGCCUCUGGUAGCGGGGAGGUCAACCUGAACCAGAACCCCGGCGGCGAGACCGUGCAUGCCGCUGCUGCUGCUGCUGCUGCUGCUCCCGCUGCCGCUGCCCUCCAUGCGGCGUGGAGCAGUGCUGCUGCAGGUGGCUGCGACCGCGUUACGAACAAAGAGGGUGGCGAGGGGGCGGCCCAACAGCAGCACCAGCAGCAGCAGGAGCAGGAGGGCGAGCAACAGGA